UAUAGAAGCGGCCUGUACUUUCCAACUUCUCAGUUAGUUGGUUUGGUAGUAUAGUCUUCGCAGUUUGAACUAGCGGUUAUAAUUAUAUACACCACUCGCGUAUUUGCACUGUGCUCGCACUACGAAGCAAUAUCAAAUCAUGAAGCUGCUGAAUAUUCUUGUGUUAUUGGUGUUGGUUGGAUUGUGUUGCGGGCAAUACAUGGAGAGGUUGAGCCGCAGAAAGAGGGAAAGUUGCUUCCCCGAGAGCACAGGCACCACUCCGUUCAUCAAGGAGAUAUUCCUGGGAAGAUGCUUGGAGCUACAGGUGGAGACUGCGAUACCCAACGCUUGCCCACAGAGACCCGUCAACUGUAUGCGCCUGUGGAAACUUUUCCAUGACGCCAUAGCAUACAAGGACCCAUGCGCUAUACCACUGGACGCCUACCGGGACUUCAUUGCAGCAGUGCCUCACCAACUGCCAGCCGAUAAGUCAAUGUUUUGGUCGGGCACCAGUUACAUCGUCCACGAGUACACGGAGGCUGCCAAUGACCUCUUGACCUUGGAAGACACGUUGAUGGGGUACAUGGUAGAUGGUCUCCAGUGGUGCAGCUCCACCAAUCCUUGGUCCACCGGACUCAACUAUUGGGAAUGCCCAGAGUUCUGGCAAGAGGGGUGUGAAGUGGCGUCGACGGCUUUUUAUACUGCGACAUCGUCUGCUAUUGGCCGUCAAGCUACGGGCGUCGUCACCGUCAUGUUGGACGCUACCAGGACAGACGGUGCCUAUCGCAACGACAGUUUCUUCGCCAACUACGAGUUCCCCAACAUGGAUCCAGAGAAGGUUACUCGAGGAGACAUCAUCCUUGUCAAUCGCCUGGGGAAACCUGUCGUUGAGACAUGCGGUACUGGAUCGGUUGCUGUCCUGGAGAGAUUGUUCAAGGAAAAAGGAAUCGAAUGGACAUGCACGGAUAGUGACGAACGUGUGUUUCACAUCCAAUGUUCGAAGGAUCCAACCCACGACGACUGUAUCACACCACCUGACGUGAUGGAGUAGAGCGCCACCAGUCGUCCAAGCUUACUGCCACUUGCUAUGAUCUUGGUCUCCAUGGUAAAAAAGAUACGAUGUAGAACUUGACAAUUCAAGUUACCAAAUUAGGCCUUGUUAAUUCACAUUUUGUUUAAUGUUAAAGUUUAGAGAGUUCUAUUGUUUAAAAAACAUUUUAUAACGCAGGACGAAGUUUCCCUGGUAUGCAAUUACUCAGAAUGUGCGAUAAAAGCAACGCGAACCAGUGAGGUAUACACUGUAUUUUUCUUUACUAUAAGGCCAAAAAAAAAAGUCUCCGGUUUCUGGUAUGGAGCUUGCCCAAAAAGUGGUGCGGCGACGCGGCUUUU
Messenger RNA from Patiria miniata (bat star), 1368 nucleotides. Its product is annotated as ADP-ribosyl cyclase/cyclic ADP-ribose hydrolase-like. Gene Ontology annotation, molecular function: NAD+ nucleosidase activity; phosphorus-oxygen lyase activity. Bases 140 to 1030 code for a protein of 296 amino acids. The transcript is spliced from 7 exons. NCBI's taxonomy places the organism in Eukaryota, Metazoa, Echinodermata, Asteroidea, Valvatida, Asterinidae. The record is from RefSeq and is a predicted model, not a curated record. Gene Ontology annotation, biological process: positive regulation of B cell proliferation. Gene Ontology annotation, cellular component: plasma membrane.